GGGUGUGUGUUCGUUGAUCCGGUGUGCUUUUGCCUGUAUCUACCUACCACACUGUACGGCUUUCUCUAUGCCGUGCCAGCGCGAGUGGCUGAUUGGCCACGGUUUGCGUUUAUCUCACGCAAUCUCUAUCUCAAUAAUGUACUGAAGCGCAAUUUCUGGUGGUAUCAGCACGUUGUGUGGGAAGAUGAGUUACCUGCAAAUAUGAGUGUGUGCCUGUCGGAGGACGAUGAUAUAGUCAACAUAAAGGAAGUAGAACGAUGGUUACGCAAGUACAACACCCCCUCUGACCGUGUGCAGGUGCUCAGCGGUACACACGCCAGUUGGCUUGCCAGCCCCACCAGGACGGCGAAGAUAGUUGAUACUAUCAACACAGCGAUAAGACGGGUGGGGGUCACGGAUGCGAGUGACAGUGAGUGGGACGUGCCAGACAUAGCAACCGUCCAGGUAGUUCCAGCAGCGAACAUGAUCCUCAGCGAGGAACCCAAAUAUGGCAUUUUACCUACCAAACGCAAAGAGCGUUCGCCGGUCGACUUUCUCCCGCCAGCCCCGCGCAGGCGACCGUGUGUGAGUGUGAAUGUGUAGCUAUUUAUAGUUGAGCAAGCUGCAGCUUUAUUCUGGAAGAGUAUUCGGAACUAUACCUACCAGACUAUCACAUGUGAGCGUGACUUGGUAGAUAUAUACUUGAGGAAACAGUAGCUUCACAUACUUGAGGAAAGUCCGGAACCAUAUCUACCAGGCGCAUGGGAGACAUAUUUCAGCGAUAGAGCGCAAGGUGUAGCUAUACCCUUGAGAAAAAAAUGGUUUUAGGGUUUUAGGGUUGUGGCACCGAACACACCCAAACAGCGGUACAACUCUAUACCUACAGACGACACAUUUAUAAAUGACGAGCGAGUAUCAAAUCAGCCCUAUACUGAUAGAUAACCCAGGUGCUCAUACACAAGGUAACCUUAAGGUAACCUACCCGAACAACACGCGCUUGGAGCACGCAUAGGGCCGUCUAUUUAUAGCACAGCUCCGUGUGUUUACCUACCGCGGGGGACCUUGGCCUGAUAGCUACAUAGGGAGUAUCGCAACUACCAAGGCCUGAUUGAGUAGGUACACUCCGGUGGGCCUGAAGAGUUGUGUGGUAGAGUGCAGGAUGAAACGCUAUUUAUAGACAGAGCAAUCUAUGGCAAACUCAAGAGUCACAGCCUCGGUCGACUUGCCGAGGAGUGUAGACGCUUACUAUACAGUAAAGAAUUUCUGACUUAAAGACAGAAUUGUAAAUUGAGUUUAUACAUCUACAUCGACAUAAUAAAUAAAUAAAAAUGACUUAUG
This is a messenger RNA of Sphaeroforma arctica JP610, 1317 nucleotides long. RefSeq lists its product as hypothetical. The transcript is spliced from 4 exons. NCBI's taxonomy places the organism in Eukaryota, Ichthyosporea, Ichthyophonida. The annotation marks the transcript as partial. The record is from RefSeq and is a predicted model, not a curated record.